Messenger RNA from Pygocentrus nattereri (red-bellied piranha), 986 nucleotides. RefSeq names its product caspase-6-like. Gene Ontology annotation, cellular component: cytoplasm. Gene Ontology annotation, biological process: apoptotic process; proteolysis. The transcript has 6 exons. Lineage: Eukaryota; Metazoa; Chordata; Actinopteri; Characiformes; Serrasalmidae. The record is from RefSeq and is a predicted model, not a curated record. Bases 50 to 823 code for a protein of 257 amino acids.
UACAGUUCUUCUUCUCUGUCACUGGAGUUCAGAUACACAUUCAGCCACCAUGGCUGCAAGCAAAGAGAAAGGCUUAGAUUUGUUUCCGGAGUACAAGAUGGACUACAAGCGACGAGGCACGGUCCUCAUCUUCAAUCAGGAACGCUUCUUCUUGACGUUAAACCUGAGGGAACGCAGUGGCACAGCUACAGACAAAGAAAACCUCACUGAAAGAUUUCAACAGCUUGGGUUUAAUGUGGAAACCCACGAUGACUUAAACAAGAAUGACAUGAUGGACAAAUUACGAAAAGCCGCUAAAGCUGACCACAGAGAUGCUGACUGCUUUGUGUGUGUUUUCCUGAGUCAUGGGGAAGAUGGUCAUGUCUAUGCCCAUGAUGAUAAGGUUGACAUUAAGGAAAUAACAGCACUCUUCAGAGGAGAGCAGUGCAAAAGCCUUGUUGGAAAGCCCAAGAUCUUCAUCUUCCAGGCAUGCCGUGGUGACACCACUGACAUGUCUGUGACUGGGAUGGCCCGAGUUGAAAAUUCCAGUUACGCGGAGGAGGACGCUGCCAGUAUCUACACACUCCCAGCAGGGGCAGAUUUCCUCAUGUGCUACUGUGUAGCUGAAGGAUUCGUUGCCUUUCGCCACAUAACACUUGGCUCAUUCUACAUUCAAGACUUAUGUGAAACCCUGCAACAGCAAAGCUCAACUCUAGAGUUCACCGAGCUCUUGACCCUUGUGAACUUGAAGGUGUCCAGACGCACUCAUGGAAACAAGAAACAGAUGCCCUGCUUCACCUCCAUGCUCACCAAGAAACUCUACUUCAGGCCCAAAAAGGAGUGAACGGUCUGACUAUCUGAAUCUUCAUUGACACAGAGCUGGAGAAAAGUGAUAGUACUCAGUCUUCUUUACUCCGACUCUCGCAAAAGCAGUAAAAAAUCAGCAACACUACGAGGUUUCUAUUACAUAUUUGAGUCAAUAAAUUUUCACAUUUGGUACUAUUAUA